AUGUUGACCAAGGAUCCUAUAGAACUCGAGAAACUUCAGAAAUUCGCGGAAAAAGGUGGUAUAGGCGUCGGUAUAGCAAAUCAAGACACACUAGCCAAUACUGAAGAUGAUUUGAUGUUCUUUGAAGGUGAUAAAAUCACAGUAUUAAAACAUAUUGAAAAAGAUCUUUAUCUUGGCUAUUGCGAAGGUGUCAUAGGAGGACCACGUCGACAAAAUUCUACACCAUUAAAAUUUAUUGCUCCUGAACAACCACGUCAAAAUCAAAUAACUCCACGUCGACAAAAUACGUCACCAGAAUCAUAUAAUAAAGGUUUAUCCAUUGAGACUAAAUUGACGCCAUCUAAUCAGAAUCGGGAUAAAACAGAUAAUACCAAAAGUUAUCACAGUCCGAUGGGAGUUAACACAAGUCGAACGAAUAUAUCAGUAGCUAGACGCUCUCCGCCAGGAUCUACCCAGAAUUCUCCAAUUACUCCUCAAAGUGGAAGUACAACACCAAUUUCACCUCCAUCCACUCACAUUAUUAACAGCAACAAUAAUAUACAAACAAAUCACAUGGCUCAAAAUACAUCAAAUCCGAUAGUACAUCCUCAAACUAAUGUACCAACUUUUGUAAUACAACCGGAGACGCCAACACGCCCUACAAUGGACUCAGCAACGAUGCUAAAUCAAAAUUCACUUAAGAAUGCACAUAUUGAAGAUCGAACAUUCGAACAAUCACCGCCCAAUUCGAGGUCACCAUCUCCUAAUCCUUCUCAACCAAUACGACACGAUACCUCUUUUCCACCACCCGGGAAUUACAGUAAUCAUUGGAAAUCAGAUCAAUCUCCAACAGAUUCUCGCUCUUCUUCGCCAAUAUCACCUCCUCCACUUAGAUCAGUUUCUCGCUCUUCUUCGCCAAUAUCACCUCCCCCGCAUAGAUCAUAUUCUUCACAAUCGCCCAUUCCAUCAUCUGCUACACGUGUUAGCAGCAAUGACAUAAAUCAAGUAAACAUAACUCCUCAAUCGGAACAAUUGAGCUCGAAUGGAAGCUAUGAUAAUACAACAGACGAUGAGGCGGAUAAUGAAUUGACAACUGUACAUUCGGAGCCAUUGAUAUCACAGGGUAGAGAAGAUGAGACGACUCAUCAUAAAAAGGAGAAAAUUAUAGCAGUUGACAAUUUCGGAUUUGUAGUCGAUGUUUCCGAUGGCGAUGUUCCGGAAGGGGCUGAUAGGAUUCAAAGAGUGUACGUGUUGGAUGAAUUAAUUCUUGAUUUUCAUUAUGCUCUUAUUCUGAAAAGUCAAUUCUUAUUAUAUAGUCAAGCGCCAGGUUAUUCAGAAAUGAAUUCACGUAACAUCCGACUUUAUCGUGAACACGAAAUUAAAUGGUUGAAUAUAAUAACAACCAUGGAUACUGCAACUGCGAGAAAAUCCCGAAGGAUUAAGAAAUUAGUUCGUCAAGGUAUUCCCGAAUCGGUUCGCGGUAAAGCUUGGCAAUUUAUGGCUGGCGCUGACAAAUUUAGAAAGCCCAAUGUUUACGAAGUUCUUCGAAAACGUGAGAAACUUCCUAUAUAUGAUGUAAUUGAAAGAGAUAUUCAUCGAUGUUAUCCAGACCAUAUUCAAUUCCGUGAAGGGAAUAGCUCAGGUCAAUCAGACCUUCACGAUGUUCUGAGAGCUUAUGCCCAUUAUAACCCAGCGGUCGGUUAUUGCCAAGGAAUGGGUCGCUUAGUUGGCAUGAUGUUGAUGCAAAUGCCAGCUGAGGACACAUUUUGGUUACUUGUAGCCACGAUUGAAGAAUACAUGAAUGGUUACUUUACACCCACUUUAUCUCAAUUACGUAUAGACGCAGAGGUAUUCGAACAACUAUUGACUGAGCACGACCCUAAAUUGGCACAACAUUUGGCUGACAACGAUAUUGUACCACUGAUGUACAUGACCCACUGGUUCAUGACAAUCUUCACCAUGGCUUUGCCUUGGGCAUCCGUCUUGAGAAUUUGGGAUAUAUUUUACUACGAAGGAGUUAAAUUAUUUUUCCGCGUGGGUCUAGCAAUUAUGGAUUGCACGAGAGAUCACAUCUUAAAAAAAUGUCCGGGAAGUUCAGAGAUAUUGGAUUUCCUUCUUCAUCUUCCACCUGAAAUGCUAACUCCUGAAGUUCUUUUGGAUGCCGCAUUUAAUAUUCGUAUACGGCGAAGUUCUAUAAGGAGAUUAAAGAAACGCAUAGCUAUGGAGAGUAAUAAUGAGACAGUGAAUAAUUCUUCGUCAGCUGUUGGGAAUGAUAGCAAUAGUAAUAACAAUAAUGUUGUAAAAAAAUCAAGGAGCUCUGAGCAAGAUCGGGUAAAGGUUGGUGGUGUUGAAUUCAAAAUAGAAUCUUAA
Ambispora leptoticha is the source of this 2349-nucleotide messenger RNA. Lineage: Eukaryota; Fungi; Glomeromycota; Glomeromycetes; Archaeosporales; Ambisporaceae. The record is from the annotation of a GenBank genome assembly.